Molecule: messenger RNA, 3475 nt
Organism: Vitis riparia (riverbank grape)
Lineage: Eukaryota; Viridiplantae; Streptophyta; Magnoliopsida; Vitales; Vitaceae
Product: pentatricopeptide repeat-containing protein At1g76280
Exons: 13
Coding region: 230-2380 (716 amino acids)
Molecular function (GO): protein binding
Source: RefSeq, a predicted model, not a curated record
UUCGGGCGGCGCCAAGAAAAUUUCCGUUUGUUUCUAUCGUACCCCAAGUUUCCCGAGAAAAUUUCAGCUGUGUUUCUUCCUGCUGCCGAAACAAGUUUUCCGGUGAUAGUCGAGAAGAUAAAAAUGCUUGACUUUAUUUUCCGUCAACAUGUGUUAUUAUCUUAGAGGGAAAAAAGAAACUCUGAUUCAUUUAUACUGACAGUGCUCUGAGAAGAGAAAUCCCAAAAGCAUGCAUAGAUAUGUGUCUAGGGUUCCUUUGCGAUCGAUUUCUGACUCACUUUACUUAUCAAAGUCAUCUGUAUACGAUCAGAAGAAUCUCGUGAGAAAAUUGGAAUCAUUGCGGACUUUUACAACCUCAAGAGGUAUUGUUAAACAUCACGAUUGCUUCGGGUAUGGAAGAAAAUCAAUUACCAGGCUCUUGCAGGUGCAAAUUGUUGAUGCACUUCGCUCAAACGAGAGAAGCAGGGCUUCGAGUUUGCUUUCAGAACUUGGCCGUGGAAACUACUCCUUAAGAGCUGAUGACUUUAUUUAUAUUCUUGAACACUGCUCAAAAUCACCUGAUCCCUUAUUUGUCAUGGAGAUUUGGAGAAUUAUGGAUGAAAAAGAGGUUCACGUGAACAAUAGAUGCUACAUGCUUAGCAUUCAAGCUCUCUGUAAAGGGGGUUACCUGGAGGAGGCGUUUAAUUUAUUGAAUUUUGUUGGAGAAAAUCAUGAUAUCCAUCCUAUUCUGCCUGUGUACAAUAAUUUCUUGAGAGGAUGUGUUCAAAUAAGGAGUCUACUUCACGCCAACCAAUGCUUGGAUCUGAUGGAGCACCAAGUACUGGGGAAGAAUGAAGUAACGUAUUCACAGUUUCUCAAGCUUGCAGUUUUGCAGCAAAACCUGUCUGCUGCCCAUAAAAUUUGGAAGGAAUAUAUGACAUACUAUAGUAUGAGCAUCAUUUCUCUGCGGAAGUUUAUUUGGUCCUUUACAAGGUUGAGCGAUUUGGAAUCGGCUUAUGCAGCCUUGCAACAUAUGGUGGAUUUGGUUUUCAAGGGAAGCAUCUUUAUCAAUAAAAGUGCUGAAGGAAGGUUAUGUUCUUCAAGAUUGGACAUUCCUAUACCUAAGAAUGGUGAUAUGGGUCUGAAGAGAUGUAUGGAGGAGAAUGAACAUUCUUUACCUUCUGUCUCUGAUAAUAGUAAGAAAAUAGACUCUCAUGCAAGUAAUGUUGAGGACUCAACUAUUUUUUAUAUGGGAAGUAAAGAAGAUAAGGGUUUUGGCAUAAAUAUGCUGGAAAAAUAUAAAGGCAUGCCUGUAAUGAAGGUUUUGAGGUGGUCUUUCAGUGAUGUGAUAUAUGCAUGCGCACAAACUCAGAACCGUGGACUGGCAGAACAGUUAAUCCUCCAGAUGCAAAACCUUGGGUUGGAACCAUCAUGCCAUACAUAUGAUGGCUUAAUCAAAGCAAUUGUCAGUGACAGAGGUUUCAGUGAUGGCAUGGAAGUGUUAAAAACAAUGCAACUGAGGAAUUUGAAGCCAUAUGAUUCAACUCUUGCUGCUCUUUCAAUAGGUUCCAGCAAAGCUUUACAGCUGGAUUUAGCAGAGUCUUUGCUGGAUCAAAUUUCCAGAAUUUCAUAUGUUCAUCCCUUUAAUGCUUUUCUUGCAGCAUGUGACACACUGGAUCAACCUGAACGUGCUGUUCCAAUACUGUCUAAGAUGAAACAACUGAAGCUUCAGCCAAAUGUUGGAACAUAUGAGCUGCUAUUCUCCCUAUUUGGUAAUGUGAAUGCACCAUAUGAGGAGGGGAAUAUGUUGUCACAGGUUGAUGUCGCUAGAAGGAUAAAGGCUAUAGAAAUGGACAUGAUGAAUAAUGGCAUUCAACACAGUCAUUUAUCAAUGAAGAACUUGCUGAAAGCCCUUGGAGCAGAGGGGAUGAUAAGAGAAUUGAUGCAAUACUUACAUGUGGCAGAAAACCAAUUCUUCCGUACUAACACUUAUCUUGGAACACCUAUUUAUAAUACGGUGUUACAUUCACUUGUUGAAGCCAAGGAAAGUCACAUAGCAAUAGAAAUAUUCAAAAAUAUGAUUUCACGCAGUCUUCCGCGAGAUGCUGCAACUUAUAAUAUAAUGAUAGAUUGUUGCAGUACUAUAAAAUGUUACAAAUCAGCUUGUGCUCUGGUUUCUAUGAUGAUGCGUGAUGGUUUUCUUCCAUGGACAUUAACCUACACUGCUCUCAUAAAGUUUUAUUCCAACACACUCAUACAUGCAAAACUGAAGCAGAGGCUGACUCGGGAACUGGGACCUUGGGCUGGCAAUGAACAAAGGGAAGUCUUGGUUUCCAUUUCUUGCCUUGUGUGCCUGAAAUUUCAGCCCUUGUUUUUUAUAAAACCACCCUUUCAGGGAUAAUAAUAAGGCUCUUAUAAAAAAAAUUUAGCUGUUAUUUUUUAUAAUAAUUUUUAGUUCUAAUACCGAUAGACCCCUUAAUAUCUCUCUCCAUAAUCAGUAAAAUACAUCUCAUUCUCUUAAGUUUUGGUUAGUGAGUUGCAGUAGUGCACUUUAUUCUGUAUUUCGAUACAAGUGCAAUGGCCAAUGAAGGCAUACCAUGUCAGCAUGAUUACGUAGUUAUUUGAUGAAGUACACCUACCAAUAUUAAAGAUGAACCAAACCAAUCAUCAGUGGUUCUAGUCAAAAUUCAUGCCAAGCCUAUUUCAAUAAAAAUCAGGCCCCACCAUGUAAAGGGUUCUAUUUAACUGAACUUGGUCUCCUGACUAUUUGGGAUUGCUGUACAGUUACCUUUUUAACCGCUUUGCCUCUAUCUAAGGUCAUAUAGUCUCUUGUAGUUUCAAUCCCACAUUCUUUUGUGACUUCCCUGGAUUUCCAUAGCACCUUAAGUAUAAUUGAAUUUCUCCUUAUCAUUGGACUCUGAAACUUUGUUGACUAAGCAUUCCUGCCACCUUUCCUUGUAUUGUCAUCAGCUCAGGCUAUCCCUGACUUCUGAUAAAUGCAUUAUUCAGGGUUCUACUCAUCCAUAUUGUGCCUUUCAUUUCAGUGCGGUUAAGUUAAUGGCUUGUCCUUUGAUGGACCAGGAAUUUGUAGCAUAAGAAAAGCAUGGCCAUCCUCAUGGUUGUAUUAGAAUAUGUCAUCAUUUUUUUUAUUUUUUUUCUCAUUUAAAAUGUUCUAUAGUUACAUUCGAAGGAUACUUGCCCCUGAGUCAGUUCAGCCACUGACAGAUCAAUGUAAUAUUUGCAAAUGAUUACCUACUGAUUUGACUUUAUUCUAUUUGAGGAUGAGAAAUCCAACAGAAAUGAUAAUUGGAUGGACUAGUGCACAUGCUAGUGUUUAGUGUUUCUGUUGCAUGAAUGCAUCUUGAUUUUGUUAAGGUAAAGUUCCUGAUAAUUCAGUUUCCUAGUGGGGGGUACUGCUCAAUAUUUAAUUGACAUUUUAAAGGACAUUUAAAUUGAUUUUGGAAUUGGCAGUUUUCUUAUUAUUAAGUGGAUUGUG